UGUACCGCCAGGGUGGGCUCGUCGCGCUGCGCUGUGUCCGUGCCCCGCGCGCUAGCAAGUCGCUCCCGACCACGCUUCCUAGCCACCGCCGCGUCAGGAGAGCUCAGGAAGACCGCACUGUAUGGCUUUCACCUCCAGAAUGGUGCCAAGAUGGUCCCGUUUGCGGGCUUCUCCAUGCCGCUGUCGUACGGAGACGUCGGCGCAGUGGCGAGUCACCAUCACGUCCGCACGUCCGCCGGACUCUUCGACGUCGGACACAUGGUCCAGUCCAACUUCCGCGGCGCGACCGCGACCGCGUUCCUCGAAUGGCUGACGCCGUCCUCCCUCUCCGUUCUUGCCCCUUUCUCCUCAACACUCUCUGUCCUCCUCAACGAGCGCGGCGGCAUCAUCGACGACACCGUCAUCACCAAGCACGCCGACGAUGCCUUCUACGUCGUGACCAACGCGGGCCGCCGCGAGCGCGACCUCGCGUGGUUCCGGGCGAAGCUGGCAGAGUGGAACGCCAGCGAGCACGCCGCAGCGGGCAAGGUCGCACUCGAGGUGCUCGAGGACUGGGGCCUCCUGGCGCUGCAAGGUCCCGAGGCCGCACAGUAUUUGCAGAACCUGACGACGUUCGACCUGACGACGCUGACGUUCGGCAGGUCCGCGUUCGUCCCUGUCAAGGGCACGAAGCUCCAUGUCGCGCGCGGCGGGUACACGGGAGAGGAUGGCUUUGAGAUCUCCAUCCCACCGGCACAAACGGAAGAGAUCGCGGCCCUCCUCUCAAAGUCACCCGUGCAACUCACCGGCCUCGGCGCGCGGGACAGCCUGCGGCUCGAGGCGGGCAUGUGCCUGUACGGCCAGGACCUUGAUGAGGAUACAACGCCCGUGGAGGCAGGGCUGACGUGGGUCAUCGGCAAAGACCGCCGUGAGACGGGCGGGUUCAUCGGUGCAGAGGGCGUGUUGAAGCAUCUGAAGGACGGCCCACCACGACGGCGUGUAGGCAUGAUUGUCGAAGGUGCACCUGCCAGACAGGGGGCCAAGAUAUUCGCGCCGUCGAGCAGUGACCUAGUCGGUGUUGUGACGUCGGGCAUCCCGUCGCCGACGCUGGGCAAGAACAUCGCGAUGGGCUACGUGGAGUCGGGGUGGCACAAAAAGGGCACGGAGGUGGAGGUGGAGGUGCGCAACAAGCUGAGGAAGGCUGUGUUGACGCCUAUGCCGUUCGCGCCGACCAGAUAUUACAGAGGGUGAUGUGGGCUUGCUCGGGUGUCUGCACUUCUGCGGCCAGUGUGGAUGGUUUACUUUAUCGGUCUCUGCAAUGAUGCGUUGUGGGAUGGUUAGGACAUAACCUAUAACGGGUACUGUUGCGCGCGCACUAGAUUUUGAAGCACGAGAGUUGCGUAUUGGGUGAGUGGAGUGGGAGGGCCUUCUGCAGUAGGUUUGAUGACUUGUCGACUAUGAUAGCAAAGAAAGUUAAAUAACCGCGUCAUGGCCG
Messenger RNA from Postia placenta MAD-698-R-SB12, 1474 nucleotides. RefSeq lists its product as hypothetical. Bases 151 to 1230 code for a protein of 359 amino acids. Lineage: Eukaryota; Fungi; Basidiomycota; Agaricomycetes; Polyporales; Adustoporiaceae. The transcript is spliced from 9 exons. Gene Ontology annotation, molecular function: protein binding; aminomethyltransferase activity. Gene Ontology annotation, cellular component: mitochondrion. The record is from RefSeq and is a predicted model, not a curated record. Gene Ontology annotation, biological process: glycine catabolic process.